This is a messenger RNA of Parascedosporium putredinis, 435 nucleotides long. NCBI's taxonomy places the organism in Eukaryota, Fungi, Ascomycota, Sordariomycetes, Microascales, Microascaceae. The record is from the annotation of a GenBank genome assembly.
AUGGCGUGCACCGUCCGGAUCCAUGUGCAGGCGCCGGCCUUUCUCUACCUCGUUCUGCGACAAAUCGCAUACCUCGACAAGCAAUCCGUCAAGCAUUUUCCCCUGGGCCACCCGCCUCGGUUCGCUUUUGCUUUUGAUAUCGACGGAGUCCUCCUUCACGUAGCCAAGCCGAUUCCCGGGGCUAGCGAAACACUUCAGUUCCUGCAUGAUAACAAUAUCCCCUUCAUCCUUCUUACCAAUGGGGGCGGCAAGCAUGAGUCCGAACGAGUCGCCGACCUGAGCCUGAAGCUCGGCGUCCCGUUGACGAUGGCCAAUUUUGUACAGUCCCAUACUCCGUUCCAGGAGCUCGCUGCGGAGGGCAAGACGCUCCGUGACGGCACGAUACUCGUCACAGGCGCCGUCCCGUCCAAGUGCCGGGAGAUUGCAGAAACGUAA